AUGCGCACCCCAAUCGCCCUCGGCGCCCGUCUGGCCCGCGCCUCUGCCCGGAUCCCCCAGCGCUCGUUUACGACUUCGGCGCCGUGUCUCGCCGCGCCGCCUUCGGGCCCUGCCAACGGCAACGGCAACGGCGCCGCGUUAAACCCGCGAUGGCUGUCCGAGCUGCAGGCGCGCAUCAAGCGGUGCGCGGGCCUCGGUCUGCAGGGCCAGCAGAAGGAGGAGCUGAAGGCGCUGCAGGAGGCCGUUGAUGGGCAGUGGUUGGAGCUGCUCGCCGGGCGCGAAGGCUUCCUCACGGGGCACGGGUGGAGGGGCUUGAACAGGCACACUGUGACGUGGGGAGACCAGGCACAGCGCGAACAGCAGCUCACAGUCACAGGUCACGUAAACAACGUCGUCUACAACAAGUACGCUGAGUCGGCGCGGUUCAACUGGCUCCGCAACUUCGCCACGACGGUGGACCCGGCGCACGCGGACCAGUGGAACGCGCUCAUGUACCCGCGCGACGUCGGGCUCAUCAUGAGGAGCAUCAAGACGGACUACAAGUUUCCGAUGGCCUACCCGGACCACGUCACGGUCCUGCACAAGCUCGUCUCGCAGCCGACGUAUGAGUCCGACUACAUCAUCCUCGAGGCCCUCCUCGUCUCCCACCGCCACCGCCGCCCCGCGGCGCGCUGCUUCGAGGAUAUUGUCGUGUACGACUACAAGACGGCCAAGAGGACGCCGCUGAAGCCCUUCAUGGUCGACCACCUCCGCGACACGUACGCGGCGCAGGAGAAGAGCAGGGCCGAGUGCGAGAAGAAGGUCCAAGGGCUUCUCGAGGUCGUGGAUCGGCUGGAGAAGGCCGCGUGA
Molecule: messenger RNA, 849 nt
Organism: Colletotrichum spaethianum
Lineage: Eukaryota; Fungi; Ascomycota; Sordariomycetes; Glomerellales; Glomerellaceae
Exons: 3
Coding region: 1-849 (282 amino acids)
Molecular function (GO): fatty acyl-CoA hydrolase activity
Source: RefSeq, a predicted model, not a curated record